Molecule: messenger RNA, 960 nt
Organism: Exophiala aquamarina CBS 119918
Lineage: Eukaryota; Fungi; Ascomycota; Eurotiomycetes; Chaetothyriales; Herpotrichiellaceae
Exons: 2
Coding region: 1-960 (319 amino acids)
Biological process (GO): catechol-containing compound metabolic process
Molecular function (GO): ferric iron binding; catechol 1,2-dioxygenase activity
Source: RefSeq, a predicted model, not a curated record
AUGGCUACCAACGGGACCAACGGCACCAACGGUGUUAGGAACAACAACAGCAAGUAUGACCCCAACUUCACAGCACAUGUCAUUGGCCUGAUGGCCGCCGAGACGAAACCCAGACACCGAGAAAUCCUCAGCUCCUUGAUUUCACAUCUACACGACUUUAUCCGGGAUGUCGAGCUCACGCAAGACGAGUGGAUUAUUGGAGUCAACUACGUCAACGCCAUCGGCCAAGCUUAUAAGAAGAACCGGAAUGAAGCAUGGAGAGUGUGUGACGUCUUGGGUGUCGAAUCCCUCGUUGACGAAAUCAACCACAAGAUUGUCACCGAUGAGGGCCUGUCCCCAACAUCUUCAGCCAUUCUUGGACCUUUCUGGUCACCUGAAACACCAUUCCGGGAGUUGGGCGCCAGCGUCGUCCAGGAUAUGCCCAAGGAUGGUCAACUUACACUCUUCCAUGGCGUGAUCAAAGACGCCGAAACCGGCAAAGGCAUCCCAGGCGCCGUCUUCGAUAUGUGGCAGGCCAGCACCAACGGCAAGUACGACGUCUUCGAUCCCGAGAACCAGAGCCGUCACAAUCUUCGAGGCAAAUUCCGAACCGACGAGAACGGCAAAUUCUGGUUUUACUGCUUGAAACCCACCGAAUACGCCAUCGACACAUCUGGACCUUCAGCUGAUCUCCUGAAACUGAUGGGCCGGCAUCCAAACCGACCAGCCCACAUCCACAUGAUGGUCACUCAUGACGAUUAUGUCGGUGUGACUGCCCAGCUAUACCCCAACGAUGAUCAAUGGCUAGAGACCGACACCGUCUGUGCGGUCAAGGACGAUUUGCUUUUGGACUUUAAACCUGCAAAGAACGACCCUCACGGCGCCGUUCUCGACGUUGAAUAUGACGUUCGCCUGCUGUCGAAAAAGUACAAGCCAGACAACACCAUGUUGAUGGGUAACGCGAACCAGGACAAGUUUUAA